Molecule: messenger RNA, 2241 nt
Organism: Seriola aureovittata
Lineage: Eukaryota; Metazoa; Chordata; Actinopteri; Carangiformes; Carangidae
Product: tectonic-3-like
Exons: 14
Coding region: 221-2014 (597 amino acids)
Biological process (GO): smoothened signaling pathway; cilium assembly
Source: RefSeq, a predicted model, not a curated record
UUGGCAACCAGAAGCUUGUUCUCCGGUGUAUUUGUGUUCCACCUGUUCAGCUAAAUACGUCACUUAAUUUUAACGUUGUUUUAUUCUAUUUUAUGCAUUAAUGGGUUUAAAGCUAUUACGAAUGACGUAGGCGAAAUUUGUUCGGCUAACUUUUAACAUUAGCUAUCUAGCUAACCUGCUAAGCUUGAGUCCGCAUUGUUCACCAUGUCUCUUUGAGGAGAUGAACUCCCGCCGGUGGUGUCGUUCACUUCACAUAUUUAUCGCAUUGUGUGCACAUUUAGCAAACGCAGCCACAGAGUCGGGGGUCUCCUCAACCGUCAAUGUCCGCCCAACAAACGCGGGGCCUUUGAGCUCCGCGACCCCUGCUCCUGGCAGUACAGAGGCCGUGGACUCCACCAGUGUCGGCACCACAGAGGUUUCUGUGGCUCCUACUGUUCUGACUGAAGCUCCCUCUGCACCAGCCUCCACACCUACCGUCCAGCCUGUGGUGACUCCAGAGGGUUGUCUCUGUGAUUUAACCCCUGAUUUCUGUGACAUUGGCUGCUGUUGUGACACAGUUGAUUGUGGUGUUGCUAACUUGAGUACAGUUUUCACUGACUGUCCACAGAAAGCCAUAUCCGGAGUUUGCAUCGAGAAAUGGCUGAUUUACCGGGCUAAUGUUGAUUCAUCUCUUGUCACUGUGACUGACUCCUUGUUUUGUGUCCGGUCUGAAGAUAAUGCGCCCCAAUCUCUCCAAGCUCUACCUGAGUAUCUGGCUUUAGGGGAUUCAUACCACUUCUCACCACCAGCACCUACAAGCAGCAGCCACAGCAGAGCUUUCUACAGGGUUGAUGAUGUUAUCCAGACAUAUUUCUCCAGCUCGUCUGUGCGGGGUCUCCUCCGUCAGCCGUCUCCAGGAGCUGCUGCUGCAUUCUGUAUCAGCCGUAACCCUGCAAAGUUCUUGAGGUCUGUAUCUCUGUCUUGUACUCGCACGUUGACUCCUCAGUCCUGCACCACAGACCCAAAUCUCAACGCCCGCUCCUACUUCUCUGACUUAAGUCUGAUCAAGAUUCCAAUAGGUGAGAUGGCAGAAGUGUCAGACUUUCUGAUCCCAGUUACACCACUGUCUGAGUGGCCUGCACCAGUUCAACAAAACGGCUCCUGUGCCAAUGUGGUAAAAAAGGUGGAGUUUAUCGUAGGAUACACAGGAAGAGGAGAACUCACGUAUUCAUCUGUGAACAUAGUCUUAGCUGAUGUGGAACCAAAUCAGUUGCUGUUACAGACACACUCUGUGCAGUUCCAGCUGGCAACGCCUAGCCCCACUCCAGGAGGAACAAUCCCUGCAGUAGGACUCAGAGUCGGAUCUCCUGUCAUUGGCCACUUUAAUGGAAAUGUGUCAACUCUGACCACGCUGAAGGUGUCUCAGAGUGGGGAGUGUUCCUCUGACCCCAACAGACGAACGCCCAUCCUCUUCCCACACAACACCAUCACUGGCUGCACAUUCAGAUCCCCAUCUAGUGACUGUUCAGAGCUGCAGUCCCAGAUUUAUGGGAUCCUGCAGGGACUUGCUACUCCUGAUGAGAUCGCCAUGAACUCGGGCUCCCAACUGAACUGGACAAGAGUCAUCACCCAGAAGUGUCCGGACAGCUUGCAGGAAACAUGUGAAUUAGGCUGCCUCCUCCCCAACUCCCUUUCUAUCCGAGUGCUGUGGGCUCGCCAGGGUCGCUUAGACUUCCCCCAGAGCUACAUCUUGGGAGCCAAAUACCUUUUCAAGUGUCAAAAUUUCAAGUGUCCUAUGUCGUCCCCUCUCGCUCUAACCACUGAAGUGACGUUUGCCGACAUUACAGUUUACCCAACACCCCCCAGGGGCUUGCCUCAGCCUGACUGGACGUUUCCGUUUGGUUUCUUCACUAGAGGCAGUGCUGAGCUGGACGGGCACAUUGUUAUUAACGGCAGUGACACCGAGAAGGUCACAUGGAGUUUAAUGCUGUUCACAGUCAUGUUGCUAACAGGAUUAGAAUUCUUCACCGUGUAGCUGGAUACUGAAGGUAACAGUGGAGCAGUUAGAGAAGUUUUCAGGGCUUCUUAAUUUGAGGAGAGAGUAUUAGAAUUUUAUUUUGCUGAGCCUUUUUUUUCUUUUUACAAUAUAAAAAGUCAUCUUUCUUAGGUAAAACAUGAAAAUGGUCCAUAUGGUAUCAUCCUAAAAUACCUUAAUUUAUGUGUUUUGUACAUUUUCAGGAAUAAAUACAUUUUUACAAGACA